AAUGGCCAGUAUGGACAUUGAACAAAUAAUUACACUUGGCUUAGCUCUUCUACUUGCUGUCAAAUACAUCUUUUUUGAACAAACAGAGAUGGAAUCCACACUUUCAUUGAAGAAUCCAAUAAUCUCUCCAAUAAUGAUUCAGAAAAAAGUUCCUGAAAAUUGCUGCAGAAAACAGUCUAUUCCUUUAAAAAAUACUCCCAGUUUAAGAAAAAUGGGUGAUACUCAAGUUGCCAAAGAUGAAAAAGAUGAGACUGUAAAGCCUCUCCAGUCAGAAUCGCCUGCCAAGGCCAUAUUUGUGGUUGGUGAUAGUUCUGCUGAAGCAUCCUUCAUCAAUAACAGAAAAGA
Molecule: messenger RNA, 345 nt
Organism: Protobothrops mucrosquamatus (brown spotted pit viper)
Lineage: Eukaryota; Metazoa; Chordata; Lepidosauria; Squamata; Viperidae
Product: 3-hydroxy-3-methylglutaryl-coenzyme A reductase-like
Exons: 2
Source: RefSeq, a predicted model, not a curated record